AUGACUUUCUCAGAGGAUAGGAACUACACUGCAGUGACAGAGUUUAUUUUAUUGGGCUUAACAGAUGACCCGGUCCUUAAAGUCAUCCUCUUCACCAUCAUCCUGUGCAUCUACCUGUUGACUAUGUCUGGGAACCUCAGCACCAUCUUUCUCAUCAGAGUCUCUUCCCAGCUUCAUCACCCAAUGUACUUUUUUCUUAGCCACUUGGCUUCUAUUGACAUGGGUAUCUCAUCAUCUGUCACACCCAAUAUGCUUGUUAACUUCCUUAUAAAGCAACAUACCAUUUCCUACAUUGGAUGUUCUAUACAGUUUGGCUCAGCUGCUUUCUUUGGGACAGUUGAAUGCUUCCUUCUGGCUGCCAUGGCUUAUGAUCGCUUUGUAGCAAUCUGCAACCCACUGCUUUAUUCCACCAAAAUGUCCACAGCAGCCUGUAUCCAGUUGGUUAUAGGAUGUUAUAUACAGGGUUUUCUUAAUGCUUCUUUUUUUACUCUUUCCUUCUUUUUAUUGUUCUUCUGUGGACCAAAUAAAAUCAAUCACUUUUACUGUGAUUUUGCUCCUUUGGUUGAACUCUCCUGUUCUGAUGUCAGUGUGUCUGUUGUUGUUAUCUCAUUUUCUGCUGGUUUUAUCACAAUGAUAACAAUGUUUGUUAUAGCUAUCUCAUAUUCCUAUAUUUUCAUCACCAUUAUGAAGAUGCACUCCACUGACAGUCGACAGAAGGCCUUUUCCACCUGUGUCUCCCAUCUCACUGCAGUCACUCUUUUCUAUGGAACUGCUAUAUUCAUUUAUGUAAUGCCCAAGUCCAGCUACUCCACUGACCAGAACAAGGUGUUGUCUGUGUUCUACACAGUGGUGAUCCCCAUGUUGAACCCCCUUAUCUACAGUCUCAGGAAUAAUGAGAUUAAGAAUACUCUGAAGAGACAUAUUGGUAAGAAAAUAUUUUCUUAG
Messenger RNA from Rattus norvegicus (Norway rat), 945 nucleotides. RefSeq names its product olfactory receptor family 5 subfamily P member 73 (gene Or5p73). The record is from RefSeq and is marked reviewed. Gene Ontology annotation, biological process: G protein-coupled receptor signaling pathway; detection of chemical stimulus involved in sensory perception of smell; signal transduction. Gene Ontology annotation, cellular component: plasma membrane; membrane. NCBI's taxonomy places the organism in Eukaryota, Metazoa, Chordata, Mammalia, Rodentia, Muridae. Gene Ontology annotation, molecular function: G protein-coupled receptor activity; olfactory receptor activity. Bases 1 to 945 code for a protein of 314 amino acids. The transcript has a single exon.